Quercus robur (English oak) is the source of this 1316-nucleotide messenger RNA. RefSeq names its product 2-hydroxyisoflavanone dehydratase-like. The record is from RefSeq and is a predicted model, not a curated record. Lineage: Eukaryota; Viridiplantae; Streptophyta; Magnoliopsida; Fagales; Fagaceae. Gene Ontology annotation, molecular function: hydrolase activity. The transcript has a single exon. The coding region runs from base 87 to 1079 and encodes 330 amino acids.
CUUCUAUCCCUUUCAGUUCAUCCUUAGCUCACUCACUCUCUUCACACUGGCAAAAAAUUAUUUGGUAGUGAUAUUCUCUCUUACAAAUGGGUUCCAUUGCCAAGGAGAUAGAUGCCAAGGAGCUAGAGAAAGAGUUUCUUCCAUUCCUCCGUAUGUACAAGGAUGGUACAGUUGAGCGACUUUUAGGCACUCCCUAUGUGCCCCCAUCGCCUCUAGACCCAGAAACUGGAGUCUCAUCAAAAGACAUCACAAUUUCACUAGACCCCUCCAUCUCUGCUCGUCUCUACCUCCCAAAACUCAAUCAAACCCACCACCAAAAGCUUCCCAUCUUGGUCUACUACCAUGGCGGAGGCUUCUGCAUUGAAUCCGCCUUCUCAUCUGAUCACCAUCGCUUCCUCAACAGUUUGGUCGCUCAAGGUCAAGUUGUUGCUGUGUCAGUUGAGUAUAGGCUAGUUCCUGAGCACUUUCUCCCCAAUGCUUAUGAAGAUUGCUGGGCUGCACUUCAAUGGGUUGCAUCACACGUCAAAGAUGAUAAUGUUGUCAACAAAGAGCCAUGGUUGAUGAAUCAUGGUGACUUUAGCCGAGUUUUUCUUGGAGGUGAUAGUGCUGGUGCUAAUAUUGUGCAUAAUACGGCAAUGAGAGCUGGUGUUGAGAGCUUGCAUGAUGGUGUUAAACUUGUAGGAGCUUUUCUUACGCACCCUUACUUCUGGGGUUCAAAACCAGUACGGUCAGAGGCUAGUGAAGGACAUGACAAGGCUUUGCCAUGCUUGGUUUGGAACUUUGUAUAUCCAAAUGCUCCUGGUGGUAUUGAUAACCCAAUGAUCAAUCCAUUUGUUGAAACUGGAGCACACAGCUUGGCUGUACUUGGGUGUUCUCGAGUGCUUGUGGCUGUGGCUGAGAAGGAUGAGCUGAGGGAUAGAGGCGUUUAUUACUAUGAGGAAUUGAUAAAAAGCAAGUGGGAAGGAGAGGCUGAGUUGGUUCAAGUUGAAGGAGAGGAUCAUGCUUUCCAUGUCUUGAAUUUUGAGACUGAGAAUGCAAAGACUUUGAUCAAACGCUUGGCUUCUUUUCUCCUCAAGUAAUAUUAUUGUGUACUUUCUAGGAAAGUAGCUCCACUUUUAGACUGCUUUAAGACUAGAGUAUAAGGGCAUAGUGCAAAAUUUAAAGAGAGUGUACGUUGUGAAGUGUGUACUAGCUAUUACCCUAUCCAAUAAGCCGAAUCCCACCAUGAGUUUUCUUUUUGGUUCUUGCACUUGCCUGUUUGUGCUUGAAAUGACUGCUAAUAUGUACUUCAUGUUAUAUAUAUGUUUUUUGAUGAA